UUUUUACUUGACAGAUUUGACGGAGUGAUUCUUUGGACAGAUUCUUUUUACCGGUUCGCGCGGGGAACAGCCAUUUUUAGUAUUUUUCAUUAACAUGUUUUUAGUUUAAAUUUUAUUCAUUUAUCUGUGUUUUUAUUGUAUUUUUACUAUAAAUUGUUUUAAUUCGUUAAGUUUAGGACCUGAUUAAGAAGUACAGAGAAGAUAUUGAACAUGGCAGAUGAAAAUAGAAUCCGUUCGUUCAAAAAUAAGGGAAAAGAUACUGAGGAGAUGAGACGUCGACGAAUAGGUCAAGCUGUUGAGCUUCGUAAAGCAAAAAAAGAUGACCAGUUACUUAAGAGAAGAAACAUAUCGGUUGCAAGCGACGAACCUGCGUCCCCCUUACAAGAAAAUAAUCAAACCAGUCCUGCAACAAUGAAGCCAGAAGAAAUUAUGUUUGGUAUGAUGAAUCCAGAUGAAGCAAUUCAAUUUCAAGCUACACAGGCUUGUAGAAAAAUUUUAAGCAGAGAGCGAACACCUCCAAUUGAUCAGAUGAUAAGAUUAGGUGUUGUUCCCAGAUGCGUUGAAUUUUUAGGGAAAAGUCACAACCCUCCUUUACAGUUUGAAGCUUGUUGGGCAUUAACCAAUAUAGCAUCAGGAACGUCUGAACAAACAGCCGCUGUAGUUCAAGAAGGCGCAAUUCCUAAACUUCAAGCUCUUCUGCUUUCACCACGCUUAGAUGUUUGCGAGCAAGCAGUUUGGGCUUUAGGUAACAUUGCGGGCGAUGGACCUAUGACUAGAGAUUUGGUAUUGGCUGCUGGAGUACUACCUAAUAUUUUGAGACUUAUUGAGCCAAACACUUCAGUUUCGCUGCUAAGAAAUGCGGUCUGGGCUAUAUCUAAUCUUUGCAGAAAUAAAAAUCCAUUUCCAGAUUUUGAAGCCGUAAGACCUGCUCUGCCAACAUUGGCCAAAUUGCUGUCUUACCAAGACAGAGAUGUUCUGGCAGAUACAUGUUGGGCAUUAUCUUAUUUAACUGAUGGCAAUAAUGAUAAGAUUCAGGCAGUUCUAGACACUGGCCUAAUAAAUAGAUUGGUGGAGCUUUUAGAUAGUCCUGAGAGUUUAGUAUUAACGCCCGCUUUAAGAGCUGUCGGUAAUAUUGUUACAGGCAAUGAUGUCCAAACCGAUGCUGUUAUAAAUGCUGGGGCUUUAAAUGUAAUGACCAAGCUUCUCCAGCAUUAUAGAUUGAACAUAAUAAAGGAAGCAGCCUGGACUAUAUCCAAUGUCACAGCUGGAAACAGUGAACAAAUACAAAAAGUCUUAGACGCUGGUAUUAUGCCGGUUCUGUUGCAUGUUCUUGCAACAGGCGAUUUCAAGAGCCAAAAAGAAGCAGCUUGGGCUGUGACAAAUUACACAAGCGGUGGCUCUAUCCAGCAAUUAGCAAAACUUGUGGAGUAUGGCGCCAUUAAACCUAUGUGUAAUCUAUUAAAUUCAAAAGAUGCUAAAGUAGUAUGUGUAAUAUUAGAUGGGUUAAAUAACAUUCUAUCGGCCGCCCAAAAAAUGGGUGAAGCCGAAAAAGUAGGAAUUUUAAUUGAGGAAUGCGGAGGAUUGGAUCUUAUUGAAUCGUUGCAGAGCCAUGACAACGAAAAAGUUUAUGAGAAAGCUUUGAACAUCAUUGAAAACUUCUUUAAUGAGGGUCAAAUUGAUGAUUUACCAACUCCCGCUACACAAGAUGGCCAAAUCACAUUUUCAAACUCCAUCUCUCAAAUGCCAACUGGUGGAUUUACUUUUUAAGGUUCUGUUUAUAUUCAAUCAUUCCACUUCAAUAAUUAUUAGGGUGGUCGUUAAAAAGUUUUUUUAUUCGACGCCCCAAGGAAUUCUUUCCUUUGACCAACAACCACGGAGAAUUUUUUUUUUUUGGUUUUAAACAAAAGGAACACGUGCCGACGGCCAAUUAAGUUGCUAUUGAAGUGGCAAUUCAUAGCAAAUUUAAAUAAAACCAAAAAUUUUCCUGUACUUUUUCGUCAAAGGAUUUUUUGGGGCGACGAAAAAAUUUUAAUUUUUAACGACCACCCUAAUAAAUAUGAGUUGUUAUUUUAUAUUUAGUAAAAAAGUAAAAUCUC
Sitophilus oryzae (rice weevil) is the source of this 2096-nucleotide messenger RNA. Its product is annotated as importin subunit alpha-1-like. Lineage: Eukaryota; Metazoa; Arthropoda; Insecta; Coleoptera; Curculionidae. Gene Ontology annotation, biological process: NLS-bearing protein import into nucleus. Gene Ontology annotation, molecular function: protein binding; nuclear import signal receptor activity. The record is from RefSeq and is a predicted model, not a curated record. The coding region runs from base 211 to 1767 and encodes 518 amino acids. The transcript has 11 exons. Gene Ontology annotation, cellular component: cytoplasm; nucleus.